AUGUACAAGUAUUUCACGGCGAGCAACACCCACACAUACCUCGAGACCUUGCCGAAACUGAUGUCUGCGUACAAUCGCGCUUACCACAGAAGCAUCGGGACAUCCCCGGCGUCUGUAAACAGCGAAAAUGCCGAAGAGAUUUGGAGAAACCUGUACAGCGUCGACGGUCAUGCUGUCAAACCCAUUACUUUUCGAUUCAACGUGGAAGACACGGUCCGCAUUAGCAUGACGACCAGACCGUUUAGGAAAGGUUAUCUCCCAGGCUGGACCACCGAACUGUUUACGGUCAGCGCUCGUAUCCCGCGCCAUCCUCCCGUGUACAGGUUGAAAGAUUAUAAUGGCGACGAGGUGGACGGUACAUUCUAUCAGCAUGAGCUCCAACGAGUGGUUCAGUUAAGUGAUUUGUACCAAGUGGAGAAGGUGCUAAGGACGCGGACACACCGAAGAAAAAGGGAGUAUUUUGUCAAGUGGCUGGGGUAUCAGGACAAGUUUAACAGUUGGACAACGAGUCUGCGCAGGUUAUAA
Patiria miniata (bat star) is the source of this 525-nucleotide messenger RNA. RefSeq lists its product as uncharacterized. The record is from RefSeq and is a predicted model, not a curated record. Lineage: Eukaryota; Metazoa; Echinodermata; Asteroidea; Valvatida; Asterinidae. Bases 1 to 525 code for a protein of 174 amino acids. The transcript has a single exon.